GACUUUGUGGUUCUGAGCCAUAUAUUGCUCCGGAACAAUUUGAAACAAAAGAGUACGAUGCUCGACUUGUUGAUGUUUGGGCAUGUGGUAUUGUAUAUUACUGCAUGAUAUAUCAAGGCAUCCCAUUUAGAAUGGCAACUCCAUCGGAUCCAAAUUACACUAAUUACCUAGAAACGAAAAGUCUGGGUCUAUAUGAACCGUUUGAAAAACUUCCAUCGGGUUGUCGGGAAUUAAUGUAUCAAAUUUUAGAACCUGACGCUAAUAAACGUAUCACUAUCGAAUCAAUCAAGAAGGAUACGUGGUUCCAAAUGGUCGAAUGUUGUGUGGACAAUUGCAGUCUAACGAAAAAACAUAACCAUGUUCCGCCAGAUUAUUUGAAAGAAAUUCAACAAAAUCAACAAAAUAAUCCUGUUAAAAAGUAA
Molecule: messenger RNA, 422 nt
Organism: Dentiscutata heterogama
Lineage: Eukaryota; Fungi; Glomeromycota; Glomeromycetes; Diversisporales; Gigasporaceae
Source: the annotation of a GenBank genome assembly